Odocoileus virginianus texanus is the source of this 3307-nucleotide messenger RNA. Lineage: Eukaryota; Metazoa; Chordata; Mammalia; Artiodactyla; Cervidae. The record is from RefSeq and is a predicted model, not a curated record.
UGCUUUUUGAUUCUCACUUGAUCCAACUAUUCUGAUUAACUAUUGCAGCAGAGGAGAUGGAAGCAGGGUUUAAGCAAAAAGUGGAUUCAAAACCUUUUUGUUCACAGUGGAACAGGAUGUCCAGGGAAGAGGUAAAUGGACUGGAGAGAUGGAGUGCCUUAGAUGGGUGGAUAGAAAUGAACAUCCAAAGAAGGAAUCUGGAAGGGAUUUGUACCUGGGACAGCGGUGGUCCCUAAAGAGGCUUCGGAGAGCAAAGAUUAGGAGGUGUGGGGCGGGGGUGGAAAACUGGCUGCAAAGAGAAUGUAUUGACCGGGUACAUUACAGGUGCUCCAUCUACAGUGCUGGCCCCAAGGAGCCCAAUUCAGGGGAAGUCCAAUGGAAGCUUCAGGACUAGACUUGAAGGGGAAUUCCAAACUCUCUCCUCUUGGCCGAGGAGUCUGGACAACAAACUCCUCUGUUUCACCUAUCUGGCAUUAUCUCAUCCUCAUCCUCGAAAAACUGCCAAGAUGGUUAACUCACUUUUCACUGAAAACACCCCCACACUUCAAAUGAUCCCACCUCCCUUAUCUCUCUUGCCUGUUGAUCUUAUUUAUUCACCAAAAUUGGGUGGGCAUGACAGGCAAACAGUGAUGACACUGUUUAGCUGUCAUCAUCCGCAGGCUGGUGUGUGUGUUCAGCUCCUAGCAGGCAGUAGAAUUAGCAUCAGGGAGUGCUUGCCAAAUGCAUAAGGGUGGGUGAGUUUUGUUCUCUUUUGCUCACCUGCCUGAGCUUCUGUGAGAAACCCUGCGGGCAAAGAGCAGCCGAUACUACAGGGACCUGCGCAUCUGAGGGCGAGACGAACCAGUGGGUGUUAAGUGGGGACCCUGAAACCAGACACACAGAGACACUGGUCUGGGUGUGGUUUCCUCGGGGGGCUGGGCCUCAGAUCCCAAUAAAUGGCUUAUUUUCCUUCAGGUCCCCCACCCCAGGUCCAAGUCCGGGCAAGAUGAGCAAAUACAGGAUUCGCGUCGCCACCGGAGACUCGCUCUUGGCGGGCUCCAGCAACCUGGUGCAGCUGUGGCUGGUGGGCGAGCACGGGGAGAAGGACCUGGGGAAGAUACUGCGGCCGAUACGGAUCAGGGAGGUGCAGCUCGAGGUCGAAGUCUCCCUAUACCUGGGGCGCCUCCUGCUGGUGAAGCUGCGCAAGCACAAAGGCCUGGUGGGUUUCGACUGGUUCUGCAAGUGGAUCGCGGUCCAGGGUCCCGGCACCCAAGGCGAGGCCUUUUUCCCCUGCUACCGCUGGGUGCAGGGCAACGAGAUCAUCUGCUUGCCCGAGGGCACCGCCCGGACCGUGAGGGAUGAUCCCCAGAACCAGUUUAAGAAACAUCGGGAGCAAGAGCUUGAGGAAAGAAGGAAGGUGUACCGAUGGGGUUUCUGGAAAGAGGGAUUAAUCCUGCCUAUAGUAGGGAAUACGCAAUGGGAUCUUCCCAGAAACGAGAGAUUUCGUGAAGAUAAGGAUUUAGACUUCAGUCUCUCUCUAGCAAAAGUGUUGAAGGACUUGGCCUUAAAGGGGACAUUAGAUCUCACAAAUUCUGUAAGAAGGCUGGAAGACUUCAAUAAAGUAUUCCCGCGAGGAAAAACUCCUCUGGCUGAGCGGGUCCGCAAUUCCUGGAAGGAUGAUGCCCUAUUUGGGUACCAGUUCCUCAAUGGGGCAAACCCUAUGCUCCUGAGACGCUCCACGAGUCUCCCGUCACGGUUGGUGCUGCCUCCGGAAAUGGAAGACUUGAAGACACAGCUGGAGAAAGAACUCCAGACUGGAUCUCUGUUUGAAGCUGACUUCUCCCUGCUGGAUGGGGUCAAACCUAAUGUCAUCAUUUUUAAGCAACAGUAUGUAGCAGCCCCUCUAGUCAUGCUGAAGCUCCAGCCUGAUGGAAGACUCUUACCUAUGGUCAUCCAGCUCCAGCCUCCUCGGAAUGGAUGCCCCCCACCUGUGUUGUUCCUGCCUUCGGAUCCACCCAUGGCCUGGCUCCUUGCCAAGAUCUGGGUCCGGAGCUCUGAUUUCCAGCUGCACCAGCUACAGUCACACCUGCUGAGGGGCCACCUGAUAGCUGAGGUUAUUUCUGUGGCCACCAUGAGGAGCCUGCCCAGUCUGCAUCCUAUCUACAAGCUCCUGAUUCCACACUUUCGCUACACCAUGGAGAUCAACGUGCUGGCCCGGAGUAAUCUUGUCUCUGAAUGGGGAAUUUUUGAUCUGGUGGUGAGCACUGGGAGUGGCGGCCAUGUAGACAUUCUCCAGAGAGCCACAGCUGGUCUGACCUAUCGCUCCUUCUGCCCUCCUGAUGACCUGGCAGACCGUGGGCUCCUGGAUGUGAAGUCUUCUCUCUAUGGCCAAGAUGCGCUCAGGCUCUGGGGAGUCAUCAGCCGGUAUGUAGAGAAGAUGGUCAGUCUUUUCUACAAGAGUGAUGGAGCUGUGAAGGAUGAUCCAGAACUGCAGGCCUGGUGUAGAGAGAUCACUGAGACUGGACUGCAGGGGGCCCAGGACCGGGGGUUCCCCAUCUCCUUAGAGUCCCGAGCUCAGCUCUGCCACUUCAUCACCAUGUGCAUCUUCACAUGCACUGGUCAGCAUGCUUCCACCCACCAGGGCCAGCUGGACUGGUACUCCUGGAUCCCGAAUGGUCCAUGCACCAUGCAGAAGCCCCCGCCCAUUUCCAAGGAUGUGACAGAGAAGGAUAUAGUAGACUCGCUGCCCAGUCUGCACCAGGCCCGAACACAGAAGACCUUCAUAAAGUUCCUUGGCCGACGCCAGCCUGUCAUGGUGGCCUUGGGGCAGCACAAAGAAAGCUAUUUCUCUGACCCUGGGCCUCAAGCUGUGCUGAAGCAAUUCCAGGAGGAGCUGGCUGCCCUGGACAAGGAGAUUGAGGUCCGGAAUGCAGGCCUGGACCUGCCCUACGAGUAUCUUCGACCCAGCAUGGUAGAGAACAGUGUGACCAUCUGAUGCCUUGCACACAUCAUUCCCAAACUCUGCCCUCCUUAAGUACCCUUUGAGUACCCCACCCUCCUUGGCCACAGCCUCUGGUGAACAGAUUGUCCCCUAAGCAGUGGUCAGUGCUCAGGGAUGCUGCAUCACCCAACUCUAGGGAAUACAUAAUGAAUCAUUCCCACUGAAUUUUGGAACCCAUCCCUACCCACAGCUGCCCUACCUUAAUGUCCACCUAGCCCUACACUUCUUUGUCCUUUGUUCCCGUCUCCUCUUUCUCAAAAGAAUCUAGUUUGUAUAUAAAUGAAAUGAAAAGAUAUAUAAAAUAAAUGAAAAGAUCUAAUUAAAUAA